GAAACACUGAGCUGAGAACUACCAAGGACACCGCAAACCCUGUAUCUUCUCCACUACGUCUCUGCACCAUCUGAAGACACAGAAAUGCCUAACAGAAGAUCUGCAUCCAGUAUCCGGUCUGAUAACAGCGACAUGGACCUAGAAGGAAUGGCGGACAGCGAGCUGGCCAAACUACAACGUAUGUUUCGCCUGAAGGAAGGACAGCGACAAGCAACCACCAUUGGGAAACAGGAGCAAAUCAGGAGACAACUAGCUGAGAUGCAUACAUUGGAAAGAGAGAGGGGUGAACUACUGAAGGAUUUGAGGCUAUCAGAGAGUCGAAGUAACCAGUCCCGUGACCAGGACCAUCAGGGAAAGUUGUAUUCCUUGCUGGAACAGAAGGAUGAGUUGGAAGAGCAGCUGGCCUCUGAGAAGCAAACAAUUGCUGAUCUGGAUCAAGAGAUAAAAUCAUGGGAAAAGAAAAUCUCUAAUCAAAGGAAACAAAUAAGAGGGUCGUCCGGAUCCGGAUCUGCAAAGCAGAACAACCAGACUCAGAACAAUGUUAAGGUGAUGGAGAAUCGCUUGGACCGGGCUUUGACCAAAUUUAAUCUGCAACUAGCAAAAAAUUCCAAGAUGAGGGAAGACAUUGACAUACUGAGAAUUGAACGUUCUCGUUUUGACCAACUGUAUAAAAGACUUGAAAAGGAACUGCUUCAAACCCGAAAGGAAAUUGGUACAGUGAUUGAUGAGUCAUCUGCAGCUUACGAUGCAAGGGACGAGGCUCAGACUAAAAUGCUACAAAUGAAGGAAAAGGCCGAAAAGGACCUGAACCAGCACACAGCAGAGAUUAAGGAGCUUCAGCGUGUUAUUGAUCAUGACCGCAGACUCAAGGAGUUUAUGGGAACUAAGACUCAGGAGCGCUCAGUCAGCGAAGAAGUGCUUGAUGCCCGACGCAGGAGAGAAAAAGAAGAGCAAGAAAGAAAAAAGAGAGAUCCAACAGAAGACACCAUUGAGACCUAUGAACAAGCUUUCCAGCAAAUCCAGUCUGUCACUGGUGAAGACAACCUUGACAUAUUAGUCAACAGAUUCAUUGAAGUGGAGGAUCGCAACUUUGCCUUAUUUAAUUAUGUUAAUGAGCAGAACAAUGAAAUCGAGAGGCUGACAGAACAGAUAACGGAGAUCAAAAGGGAGAUUGAAGAAUUCAAAGCCCAGGGAGUACGACUAGAGCAAGAGCACCGGUCAAUUCUUAAAAACAUUGAAGGCAAACAAGAGGAGGCAGUGAAACAAGUAGAUGGCUACCAACAGCAACUGAAAGGAGUCAUGAAAAUUUUAGAUCAGCUGAAGUCAGGAAUCGAUUCCUUGUUCAAGAAGAUAAAUUGUGACCGUUCUGUCCUGGACGAAAUGUUGGGCACUUCAUCUAGCAUUCGCGAAGCAAACAUAAUGCAGUAUCUAGGCCUCAUUGAGCAGAAAACUAACGAGCUUCUGGCCGCUCAGUCCUUCCUCGACUCCAAGAACUAUGACAAACCAUAUGACCCGCAAGAAACAGCCCGAGUUCUUCUGGGACAGUUGGUUGACCUGCACCCACCAGUCUUUGAGAUACAACCACCUGGCACAGGAGAUGAGUAUGACAGCGACAGUGACUCCCCGACCGCAGAUGAAGAGGAGAGACCGCUGACUCAGGCAGAACUGCGGGAAAGAAUAAUGAGAGGGGUUUUAAAAAAGGAAAUGAAAGCCAGCAGAAAAGGAUUUCCAAGUGAAACUUCCCUUGCCAAGAUGGCGACAUCAAAGAAAUAAGAGUAAACAAGCCAAUAACCGGAAAACCGCAUAUAAAACAUAUAAGGAUGUCGGGACAAUAUGUAUUUAUGUGACAAAUAUGCCAAUAAAUUCAAGU
This is a messenger RNA of Bufo bufo (common toad), 1870 nucleotides long. It is a transcript of the gene ODAD1, whose product is annotated as outer dynein arm docking complex subunit 1. Lineage: Eukaryota; Metazoa; Chordata; Amphibia; Anura; Bufonidae. Gene Ontology annotation, cellular component: axoneme. The record is from RefSeq and is a predicted model, not a curated record. Gene Ontology annotation, biological process: outer dynein arm assembly; cilium movement. The transcript has 15 exons. Bases 85 to 1773 code for a protein of 562 amino acids.